GUGGCCGAAGCAACGCGUCAAUCGGCUUUACGGUAAACGAUUCAUAGAGCAGAGGGGAGUUCGAAUCCCGGCAGUUUCUUUCGCUUUUAUUUAACUUCUCGUUCUCGCGAUCAUAAUACAAUUUAUACACACACAUAUACACACAUUAACACGUUGGAAUUACUUUCCCGUUAAAGAUGGGCUUGAUGACGAUCCUGAAGAAGAUGAAGCAAAAGGAGAGGGAGGUUCGCCUCCUCAUGCUGGGUCUGGACAAUGCGGGUAAGACCACAAUUCUGAAAAAGUUCAACGGCGAGGACAUUGACACCAUCUCCCCGACUCUGGGCUUCAACAUCAAAACACUGGAGCACCGAGGGUUCAAGUUGAAUAUCUGGGAUGUGGGCGGGCAGAAGUCGCUGCGCUCCUACUGGAGGAACUACUUUGAGAGCACGGACGGCCUCGUGUGGGUGGUGGACAGCGCUGACCGGCGCCGCCUCGAGGACUGUGGGAAGGAGCUCGCCUCGCUGCUGCAGGAGGAGCGACUGACGGGGGCGACGCUGCUCGUGUUUGCCAACAAGCAAGACCUUGCUGGUGCCCUUUCGGCGGACAAUAUCAAAGAGGCGCUGGAUUUGGAGGCCAUAAAGACCCACCACUGGUGCAUCCUGGGCUGCAGUGCAGUAACGGGAGAGAACCUCCUCAUGGGGAUUGACUGGAUCCUAGAUGACAUCUCCAGCCGCAUCUUCACCAAGGAGUAGCCGCAGGCGGCGCUCGCAGAGAUUGGCAUUGACUCUGGCAUGGUGGGCGUGUGGUAUGGUGGCGGGGCCAGGUACGAGUCGAGUGAACCGAGCUCCCCGGGAAAGGUGUCACCUGGAGGCGAGGUCAUAAGCAGUCGCUCUUGCGCUGUGGAAUCGGGAUGCUGAACACGUACUGACAAGUGCACUUUUUUGCCCGAUUUGUAUGUGUAUACGUACAUCCCUUUUUGUUUUCAAUCGCACUACUGGGUGAGAUCCUGCCCACUCUGGAGGCUAUUUGACGAAACUUUCAACCGCGCUGGUCGGUGCGGGUUGGAGAAGACGCGCAGCAUGGGUGUGGGAGAGUACAAAUACAAUACCACAAUUAAUUCUGCUGCACUCCACUCUGCAUUAUCCAGGAUGAACUCUGCUUAGUUUGGGUGGAGUCCAGGUGAUUUGGUCAUAGGCUUUUUGUUUGUUUAUAUACAGUAAAUAUGUGAACCUAAGCUGUUAAUUGCACAAACCACCAAACCUUAGUAAAUUAAUUUAGGAUUUUCAGUGUUUGUAAACUGGAUUUCCGAAUAGUGAAAUUACUGAAAAUGUUUUGCUUUACCUACAUUUUUUGAAAGAACUAAUUUUGUUUUUGCGCUGCUUAAAUAAAAGACGUAAUAAGG
Petromyzon marinus (sea lamprey) is the source of this 1381-nucleotide messenger RNA. It is a transcript of the gene ARL2, whose product is annotated as ARF like GTPase 2. Lineage: Eukaryota; Metazoa; Chordata; Hyperoartia; Petromyzontiformes; Petromyzontidae. Gene Ontology annotation, molecular function: GTP binding; GTPase activity. The record is from RefSeq and is a predicted model, not a curated record.